This is a messenger RNA of Formica exsecta, 7287 nucleotides long. It is a transcript of the gene ssh, whose product is annotated as protein phosphatase Slingshot. Gene Ontology annotation, molecular function: protein tyrosine/serine/threonine phosphatase activity; actin binding. NCBI's taxonomy places the organism in Eukaryota, Metazoa, Arthropoda, Insecta, Hymenoptera, Formicidae. The transcript is spliced from 9 exons. Gene Ontology annotation, cellular component: cytoplasm. Gene Ontology annotation, biological process: protein dephosphorylation; actin cytoskeleton organization; negative regulation of actin filament polymerization. The coding region runs from base 674 to 4513 and encodes 1279 amino acids. The record is from RefSeq and is a predicted model, not a curated record.
UUUACCUCUCGAAACACGAUUUGUUCUUUGUACCGUUUUCGGUCUCGAUUACCGCUUUUUCACGUUGAAAUCAUUAGAUUAUUGAAAAUUGAUUGCAUCAAGCGAUACGUGAGACAAAUUAUGUAGUUGGUUGAAAUAUGAUGGAAUACAACUGUUUGAGAGAUAAUUAAAUUGGAUUUUAAUGGCUUUUACUUAUAACUGAUAAUCUACAUGAUCGGUUUACGAUACACCGAUUUUUUUCUUUAAUUUUAUUAUUUUAAACGGUGAGAGUACUAUCCUAGUUUCAAGUUGAGAUAUAUGUAGCCGCUUCAAUUGAUAACAUUAUAAUUAUCGCUGCAUUUUCUUCGUGCGAAUUAUAUCGAAGAGUGACAGAUCAAGAAAAUAAAGACGAUUGCAAACUGAUACAAACGAUAAAUAUUUUUACAAUCAUAAUUGUUUAUAACAUUGUUUACAAUGUUAUUUACAACGUUAUUUACAACAUUGUUCACAACAUUGUUUACAACAUUGUACAAGAAUGCAAUAUGUUAUUAUUUGAUUGUAAUUACGAAUUUUUGUUUGUAACUCUCGUUUAAAAACUUCUGGAGCAAAAUCGAUCGUACCAAUGUGACAUUACGUUUAGUAGCCGCACUCAUUUGCAUAUCAUGAGAAAGCUCUUGUCCAUACAUCGCGAAACAUGAUUGUGCUGAAGCAGAAAGCUUCUCUACAUUACGGUCUUCCACCGCCACCGGUACCCCAGCCACCCUCGCCCUGGUCCAGCAUACUCUGGGGCGAUGAUCCGCGACCACGCGGACGAAAAGUCGCGUGUGGUGUACGCGUCACGCAACUUCGGAACAAAGUCACUGCAAAAGAUUCAGGAGCAGGAGCACCAGCUGACGAUGAGGAUACUACGAGAAGUUGUAAAAGUCUGAGCGAAUGUUACUUCGCGGGAAAAGGCGCUGCUCUGGUUUUACCGCCGAACGAAAGGGCUCGUCCUUCGAGGCGAGUCUCAGCGGCAGGAUGCGAUAUCCAGCAGCACCUACAGUCCAUGUUUUACCUGUUAAGGCCUGAAGAGACUUUGAAGAUGGCCGUGAAACUGGAGUCGGUGCAUCCAGGAAGGACGCGAUAUCUUGUCGUCGUCUCCUGCACGGGAAGGCAGGACGAGGAGAGCUGCCUUCUCGGUAUCGAUUGUCACGCCAGGGCGACAGUCGGUCUCGUGCUUCGAGUUUUGGCCGACACCGCUAUCACUCUCGAUGGCGACGGGGGUUUCAAGGUCAGUGUUUGCGGCCGUCAACACAUCUUUAAGCCGGUGUCCGUUCAGGCCAUGUGGUCGGCCUUGCAGACGUUGCACAAGGUGUCCAGUAAGGCACGCGAACAAAACUAUUUUCUAAGUGGACUGUCUCAUGACUGGGUCAGUUACUAUGAGCAACGGAUCGAGAGCGAUCGGUCGUGCCUCAACGAAUGGCAUGCCAUGGACAAUCUGGAGUCCAAGAGACCGCCGUCACCGGAUAGCGUACGCACCAAGCCCAGAGAGAGAGAGGAGACCGAGCGCGUGAUUCGAUCGACGCUGAAAGAGAUUAUGAUGUCCGUGGAUCUCGAUGAAGUUACCUCCAAGUACAUUAGGGGCCGUCUCGAAGAGGAUCUUGACAUGGACCUCGGAGAAUUCAAGCCGUUUAUCGAUCAAGAGAUGCUCACUAUACUGGGGCAAAUGGACGCGCCAACUGAGAUAUUUGAUCACGUUUAUCUCGGAAGCGAGUGGAACGCCAGCAAUUUAGAGGAACUUCAGAAAAAUGGUGUAAGGCACAUCUUGAAUGUUACUCGGGAAAUUGAUAACUUCUUCCCGGGCAUGUUCACUUAUCUGAAUGUACGUGUGUACGAUGAUGAGAAGACGGACUUGCUGAAGCACUGGGAUAACACAUUCAAGUACAUCACCAAGGCAAAGAUGGAAGGGUCUAAGGUGUUGGUGCACUGCAAGAUGGGAGUGUCCCGGUCUGCCUCCGUAGUGAUAGCUUACGCGAUGAAGGCAUACAACUGGGAUUUCUCCCAGGCGUGGAAACACGUCAAGGAGAAGCGCAAUUGCAUCAAACCUAACAACAGCUUCCUCCUGCAAUUGGAAACGUACCAAGGUAUUUUGGAUGCGAUGAAGAACAAAGAGAAACUUCAGAGGUCCAAGUCCGAUACGAAUCUGAAAUCUCCUACGUCCGCGAAGAAUCAGUCAAAAAAGGAGGAGAAAUCGGAUAAUAUAGAGAACAAUAUGCGGGAGAUUUCGGGUUCAGAGUUGAAGAAAAGCAGUCAAAGACCAAAGAGUUGGUCACCGAAUGUCAAAGUCGCUGAGAAUAUGUUACCUUCCGUUCCUUUAUCGCAGUCGUUGGAAAGUAUCGACAAGACAGGAAAUGCGGAAGUCACACGGGAGGAUCUGCUUCGUGGCUCGAAUCAAAAACCGGCAAUAGAACAGGAGGCUCGCAAUGUUCUAAUGCCCUGCGACAACGGGCAAUCUUACAGCGUGUCGCAGAACAAGAUAAUGCACCUAGACCCCACCCCCACCCCUGGCACACCACCUAGCGUAAAGAAUAGAAUUAAUAAGUUGGAAACUCAGGGACAGAAGAGGAAGGGUUUGGUACUCAAUUUAACCAAUCAAUUUGAAGCGGCCAGCAGUAAACCGUCAUCACCGGGAUCCGAUUCGGACGCGAGAUCUCUGCCUCAACAUUCGGAGGAUAUCGCGAAACCGAUCGAAAAUGGCCACUCGCAUUGCGAGCAAUCGCAGGAAUCGCAGGAGACUGCGGCUUCCGUUGCGAACAGAAGGCCUUCUAGAGAGGAAGUUUGGGAUCCCGGUGAAGAACAGAAGGAGAGGAAAGAAGAGAUGAGCCAGGAGUCCACCGAGGUCAACGAUAAUAGUGAAUGUCUAGUCUGGACUGUGUCUGCGGAUGCAACAUGUGCUGAUUCGUGUAAUGACAAUCAAACUGUCGGAGGUGUGAGUGUGGAGAGUGAAUGUAUCGCGAGUGCGGCAACGGAUGCAACGACGUUGACGUAUCCCGAUAGCUUGGAAAAGAAAACGAAGAAGGACGGUGAUCCAUUUAGCGCCCAACUAGACCGAGUGUUCGAUCGCGAGGAGAGACGGGGUGAGCUUCCCGUCACAAGGGAAUCUCCGAGCAGACAAAGUUCCUGGAGUAGUUACGAUAGUGCGGUGGUUCUCGACAACAACUCAGUGCAUAGUUCGUGGGCUACCUUACCGUCGAGGAACAGUUCCUGGGGUUCUUACGAUAUGCGGCCAUCCGAUUUACUCGGCUCCAGCGGUCUAUUUCCGUACGACAAGGAAGAGAUACCCUGGCAUCCGGGCACGGUAAAGCGUACUAAGCAAAAACUGGAAGAAGGCACGACUGUGGGCGGGGUGAAACGCGUAUGCACGCAGAACUCGACGUCCGCGGAUGAUAAGAGCGACAGGCUGGCCGCUGAAGUGGACGCGGUGGCGGUCGAAACGUACAAUCCGAUGCUGUUGCAUCACAUGCCGUCGCCGUCACCGACACGAAGAAGAGAUUCGUCACCCAGUCAAGAACACAAUCUUAAAAUAGAAACGAAUAGAGACUCGCCUAGUCCGGUAGGCAUCGACAUUUCCCUUACGCCCAUACGUCAGAUCGGAAGACUAUCCACGAGCGCCCCAGCGCCGUCCUCUUUGUCUUCCGAAUCCGACCUGCCGCUAUCCCUGAGGUCCUGCAGGUCGGAAAGCGAGACGUCCAGUCCGUGUGUCGUUAAUACUCCUCAAUGCCCCUCCGUGAAACAUCAUAAAAUGGUCUUGGAAAAUCUCUGCAACAAGUCCAUGUUCAGUAAGCGCUGCCUCUCUGUGGACGACUCGCCGGAAGCAGAGUGUCCACGUAGCACGUCUGGUAUAGUGAAAAAUUUGAAAAAGGAAUUUGAGGCAAAGUCGACUAAGUUGGAAAGGAGCCCCGAGAACAACACAUGUGAGAGCGAAAACGUGUCACUGCCCGCUCGGUCCAAAAGGGACGUGAAGAUCAGAAGCUUGCCCUCGUCGCCGGUGAUUCCGCACAACGAGUCUAAAAUCCAGUCGUCGUCUAGCGUUGGCGAAACCAAAGACAGCAAGCCGGGAAGAAGAAGCGAAACGACGCCACCGUUAUCGUCGCAGGAUAACACGUCGGAAGAUCUCUCCGUUCGAGUACUAGUGGGAAAGUACGAGGUCGCGAGGCCAGAGUCCAAGAAGAGCUCGUCGGACGUGCAGUUGCGCGCGCACAAAGACAAAGAUUGGGAUACUAUGGAGGUGCAUCCGCCGGCAAAAUCGAAAAUCGCCCCCGAGUUCUCAAGGAGAUCGGCGCCAAUCAUGAUUAAUAAUCACUCGGCGCCUCUGUUUAGCGAGGUGCCAGAAGCACCCGGUAGACCGCCAGCGGUGCCGUCACCCAGCAUGGUCGUGGCCAGCGUAGUGGCGAAGGCAGCUAGCAAGAAGCAACAGCAGCAUGGUAGAACUCAUCCCCUCGCUAGGCUACAGGUCAGGCCUAGGCAUAGCAGUCCUGUUUACAACACCAUGUAAAAAUGAUUUAGCGACGCUUUAUUUGGCGUACGUCAAAUUCUUAGACGUAAUACGAGUGCAGCGGAUAAUCCGGAUGAGGAUAUCUAUGUGGGUAUGUUAUCGUGACGAUAAAAUCGUGUGUGAUCUCUUUUUAUUGGCGAUGAAGAUUGGGAAGUUUCGGAGCUAAGAUAGUCACGCCAAUUGUUCUAAGAGUAGAUCUUUGUUUUCUCUCUGUCUUUCAUCAUCGCUGCGAUUGCUUGUCUACAACCGUCGUUCCAUUUAUCGAGAAGAACGAUCUUGUCAUUUCGGUAAUGUAACUUAUUAUUUAUAAGACGAUAAUUUCACGUAAGCGUUAUCGGAUCUUUUACUACGAAACAACGACAGGCGCUUUAUGUUCCUUCUCGUCAACGUAUAUAUAUAUAUAUGUAUAACUUGGCUUGACAUUAGUUCAAUUAUUUUAAGCUGGAAAUGCAACAAUCACGAGGCUGCGCGUCGAGAAGGAGGUCAACGUUAAAUUAAGGAAGAAAAGAAAUAAUUAUUAUUCCUAUAUCACUUCGUCGUAAGUUAGUGGGCUCGGAAUCAAACGUGCGUUAAGAAUGAAAAGUGUAUCGUGCAGAUGACAUAACGCGAAAGGCGGAGAGGGUUUUAGUCCGCAAAAGAAGAGAAAAAGAGCCGAGUGCUCAGUCAGGCUGUGAAUGUAAGGUCUGAGCCUCAGGCGCACGCUGACCUUUCUUCUGCUUCGCUUUCUUGAUCUUUUUUCUCUCUUUUUUUUUUACGAAUUUAAAGUUACUUCGUGAGAUAAAUCUCUGAUCUGCGAAGCGAUUUUGUCGUAACGGAAUAAAAGUUAUAUACGACGAGACCUCGAGAUAAUGUAAUAUUAAGCCACACUAUUAGUAAUUUAUAGGUGAUAAUGUGAUUUAGAGAGAGAGAGAGAGAGUGUGUGUAAUGCACAUUGUGUGCGAGAACACACGAUGUAGCGAAGUGUGUUUUUUGUUGAACGACUGUUUUCGAAAGUACGAGUGUGAUUGAAAAAAGGGGGUACCAAAAUUCACGAGUUUCUAAUCAUUUCCGAAACCCCGGAAAUGAUUCCUCCUGAUCUUUUGUCAACGGCCAUAUUUUACAUGAUCGUGGAACUAUGUGAAAUUUAGUCAAUCGAAGGGAUAGCAAUGUUGUAAUAAGUGGAUUAGAAAGAUUUCUCUUAAAGUGUAAAAUAAUAAUUUAAAGGAUUACGUACUAUUACUUUAUCUCCCGAAAUGUGUGAUAUAUGUUGCAAGACGAAGAUUACGAUUUUAAUAAAAGAUCAGAUCUUAUUAGAUUUUCAUUGACCUGCCGUCUCACAUUUAACUUACGAUCUAUAUGCGUGUAUACGGAUUUUGAUCUCUCCGCUAUUUGUGAUCCAAUUAGAGAGUCUUAGGUUGAAACGACCAUUGUCCUCGCGAAUUAGGUACCUCUUCUCAUUCAUUAAUUGUUAUUAAUUCUUGCUCUUUGUAUUCUUCUACUAUUAUAAAUUAUCUUUAUCUCGAUUGAUUUCGAGAUCGUUUGAUCGUGUAAUGCUUUUCAACGGCUGACGAUGCAGCAACGAUAGCACAUCAGGAAAUGUCGCUAUUAACUCUCAUAAAUCGGAAAAAGUACAAUGAAAUGGCAAGGAAAGAUAUACAUGGGUUGAUUUACAUGGGUGCAUGCAUGCACUACAUAUACUUUUCCAUCGAUCAACUUGGAGCGAUUAUAUCUGUGUGUAAGCGUCACAAUAUUUUUUUAAACACAUAUCAUCGACUCGUCGUUAAUUUUGUAAAUCACAUACAUUUCUACCGCGUCGCGCGAAAUUUAGUUAGAUGACGAAAACGAAGGAAACCCGAUUUGCCGCGCAUUGAAGACCAAUUUUAUACUCUGAUGUACUCUGACGAAUGCGACCGCUGCUAAGAGACGCUUCGCGAUCGCGUGUCGCGAUUUUAUCGUAAUAUAAAAAUAUAUUUUAUUACAAAUAUCACGCGUUUCAACCAAAUUAGGCUCGUUGAUCGUUCAGAUUGUAGAUACGGGCGAAAGAUGUGAAACAUGUAGUUUUCCGAAUAGGUCUGUUGGGUCGCACCUAGAGAUUAAAUAUUAUUCUACUUACACAAGUUAAGUACAAUCAGAUGCGAUAUAGAAAAAAAGGAUGAUCUGUUUUUCUUUUUUUUUUUUUUUUUUUUUUCUCUGUGAUACCUCGCCGAAGACAACCGCGUCCUAUUUUUAAGCGAAAUUUGCGAUUAAGCGAAAAUAAAAUUUUAGAGUUUUGAAUGAUCCAGCGAAAUCGUCAAAUUUAGAGUAUAUUCGAAUUCUUUAUAUAUAUUUCUUUUUUGUUUUUCCAUUUUAUUAGCUGAAUGCACAAGAUUUCAAUGACCGUCAUAUGGAAUCCAGAUGAAUAUCCGACGAUAUACUAAUCGUCUCAAGUGUUAUGAAGCGUGUUGUCGUCUUCGGCGCGAGUAUUAAAACGAUGCGCUUUCUGCUCUCUCAGCGUGUUUGUGCGCGAGCAAUCUUUUUUCUACACCGAAUCGCUUCAACAACCGAUGGAUUUGCUCGUGUCAAGUAAGUUUGUAUUGUCACAAAUCGAUGUGCUCAGUUUUAGUGAUUAUCCCUGUCCUGUUCCUUCGACCGCCCCCCAAUCCUUGUCUCUUUUAAGUCUUGCUUAAGUGUGUGCGUUCGCUCGAUAUGAGCACUUGCUGUCAUAUGAGAAAUGAUAAAACCGUACGUUGUUCUGUAUAAAUUUUGUACUAUAGUUUGUAUCAAAUAAAAUACAUUGUUUAUUGCUUGAGAGUGCA